Molecule: messenger RNA, 853 nt
Organism: Zeugodacus cucurbitae (melon fly)
Lineage: Eukaryota; Metazoa; Arthropoda; Insecta; Diptera; Tephritidae
Gene: Glo1
Product: lactoylglutathione lyase
Exons: 5
Coding region: 40-720 (226 amino acids)
Molecular function (GO): lactoylglutathione lyase activity; metal ion binding
Source: RefSeq, a predicted model, not a curated record
GGUGGCAGCGCUGAUGUCACUUGCUAAAUCACUAUCAGCAUGAGUGCCAAAAAACUGCUGUCAAAUUCCAUACGGUUGUGGAAUUGUGUUCGCAUAAAUAGUGCCGGUCGCACAGUUCAUCCAGUGAUAAAUUUGUUAAAAAGCACACAAAAUACUAGGACUUUUGCUACAACUCAGGCGGUGAAAAUGGCCGAAGCAACAGGUUUGUCCAAUGAGGAGGCAGUGGCAUUAUGCAAGCCCGCAGAUGCGGCGACCAAGGAUUUCCUCUUCCAACAAACAAUGUACCGCAUCAAAGACCCACGCAAAUCACUGCCUUUCUACACAGGUGUUCUCGGCAUGUCAUUGCUGGUGAAAUUAGAUUUCCCCGAAGCCAAGUUUUCGCUCUACUUCAUGGGCUAUGAAAAUCCCGAGGAUGUACCAAAAGAUCCCGUGGAACGUAGAGCUUGGGCAAUGAGUCGCAAGGCAACUGUUGAGUUGACACACAAUUGGGGCACUGAGAAUGAAGAAGAUCAGGCAUAUCACAAUGGCAACUCUGAUCCUCGUGGCUUUGGACACAUUGGUGUAAUGGUGCCAGAUGUUUAUGCUGCAUGCAAGCGUUUUGAAGAGCAUGGCGUUGAAUUUGUUAAGAAACCUGAUGAUGGUCGCAUGAAGGGUUUGGCUUUCAUCAAGGAUCCCGAUGGUUAUUGGAUUGAGAUCUUUAAUGCAAACACUGUGUGCUAAAUGAAUAUUAUUUAUAUUAUUAUGUAAAUGCAUAUGCUUUAAAAAAGAAUAUAAAUAUUUCGAACUGUUGAUUUGAUUGUUAUUUCUGAAAAAAAGAUAGUAUAUAAAUAAAUACAUUUGUAUUCAAAAUUAA